This is a messenger RNA of Aspergillus glaucus CBS 516.65, 1698 nucleotides long. Its product is annotated as putative tannase. The transcript has a single exon. Bases 1 to 1698 code for a protein of 565 amino acids. The record is from RefSeq and is a predicted model, not a curated record. Lineage: Eukaryota; Fungi; Ascomycota; Eurotiomycetes; Eurotiales; Aspergillaceae.
AUGCGUUUCUCCCAGGGCGUUGCGGUUGCCGCUCUGGCAACGGCUGCCAACGCCAAAUCCUUGUCCGAUGUCUGUACCGUUUCCAAUGUGCGUUCGGCCUUGCCCGCCAAUGGAACCCUCUUGGGCAUGGACAUGAUCCCCUCUGCCGUCACGGCCGGCGCGGUCUACAACGCUUCUGCUGGUAUGGGCAGCACCGAGACCUACACCUACUGUAACGUCACCGUCGCCUACACCCACACCGGCAAGGGCGACAAGGUCGUCAUCAAGUACGCUUUCCCCAAGCCUUCCGACUUCAACUCUCGUUUCUACGUUGCCGGUGGUGGUGGUUUCUCUCUUUCCAACGAUGCCACUGGUGGUCUGGAGUAUGGUGCUGUUGGUGGUGCUACCGAUGCCGGUUACGACGCGUUCAGCAACAGCUACGACGAGGUGGUUCUCUACGGCAACGGAUCCAUCAACUGGGAUGCCACAUACAUGUUCGCCUACCAGGCGUUGGGUGAGAUGACCAAGCUGGGUAAGGUUCUCACCCAGGGAUUCUACGACACGGAGGACAAGGUCUACACCUACUACGAGGGAUGCUCAGACGGUGGUCGCGAGGGUAUGAGUCAGGUGCAGCGCUGGGGUGAGGAGUACGAUGGUGCUAUUACCGGUGCCCCUGCCUUCCGUUUCGGCCAGCAACAGGUUCAACACGUGUAUCCCUCGGCUGUCGAACAUACGCAAGACUACUACCCCCCUCCCUGCGAAUUGGACAAGAUUGUAAACGCCACGAUCGCCGCCUGUGACCCUCUCGACGGACGGACGGACGGUGUCAUCUCCCGGACCGAUUUGUGCAAGCUUCGCUUCAACCUGACCUCGAUCAUUGGCGAGUCGUACCACUGCGCUGCGGAGAGCAGCAUGACUAGCUACCAGCCCGAGCAGAAUGGCACUGUGACUGCUGAAGGUGUGGCCGUUGCCCAGGCCAUCUACGAUGGUCUCCACAACUCGAACGGCGAGCGUGCCUACCUCUCGUGGCAGAUUGGCUCUGAGUUUAGCGACGCGACGACCGAAUACAACAACGACACUGGCAAGUGGGAGCUCAGCAUCCCGUCCAUCGGCGGCGAGUACGUGACCAAAUUCGUCCAGCUUCUCAAUAUCGACAACCUCUCCGACUUCAACGGCGUCACCUACGACACCCUCGUCGACUGGAUGAACAUCGGUAUGGUGCGGUACAUGGACAGCCUGCAGACCACCUACCCCGACUUGACCACCUUCAAGACCUCCGGUGGCAAGCUCCUGCACUACCACGGUGAAUCCGACCCCAGUAUCCCCGCCGCCUCCUCCGUGCACUACUGGCAGGCUGUCCGCUCCGUCAUGUACGGCAACCUGACCCAGGAAGAAUCCCUCGAAGCCCUCGAGGACUGGUACCAAUUCUACCUGAUCCCCGGCGCGGCCCACUGCGGCAGCAACACCCUCCAGCCCGGCCCCUACCCACAGAACAACAUGGAGACCAUCAUCAGCUGGGUCGAGAAUGGCGUCAAGCCGUCUCGUCUCAACGCGACUGUUUCCUCUGGUACUUACGCGGGCGAGACGCAGAUGCUGUGCCAGUGGCCUACUCGUCCGUUGUGGAAGGGUAACAGCUCGUCGUUCAGCUGUGUCAACGACCAGGAGUCGAUUGACAGCUGGGAUUAUUCUUUCGAUGCGUUUAAGAUUCCUGUUUACUAA